Messenger RNA from Adineta ricciae, 1176 nucleotides. The record is from the annotation of a GenBank genome assembly. NCBI's taxonomy places the organism in Eukaryota, Metazoa, Rotifera, Eurotatoria, Adinetida, Adinetidae.
AUGACAGAAAAGAAAUUUCAUUUUGUUAUUCCAACCGAACAUGUCCGACAUUUCGGAAAGACAUUGCAAGUCUUAACCAAACUCGGAGAAGAAAUUUAUAUUGAAUUGAGCACAAAAACGAACGGUUUAAGUUUUCGAACAGCUAAUCAAUCCCGUUCAUCGUAUUCAUGCAUUACUUUCAAUCGAGAGUUUUUCGAAGAAUGGCCACAUGAUGAUUUACAAAAAGAGAAAAUCAAAUGUCGAAUUUCAGCAAAACGGUGUAUGUCUGCAGUACAUGCUGUCUUGUCCAGUAAAUUAACACGACUCGAACUGAUUUUCGAUGAUCAGAAAUCGAACUUAUCAUUUGUACUUCAUUGUCGAUAUAAUAUUGUCAAGGUACAUUCGUGUUUUUACAUCGAUUGUGAAAAGCUCCAAGCACGUUUUGAUAAACAAUCGUAUAAGAAUAGUGUUUCGAUUAUGAGUAAAACUUUGCAAGAACUAACUGCACAUUUCCCAGCGAAAUGGGAUGAAAUCACGAUUCGUGCAACAAAGGAUCAGUUUCUCAUUAAAAAAUGCGAUGAAAUCGUUCAUGAUGACGAUAGUGUUGUAUAUAGUAUGAACUUCCAAGUCGUUUGCGAACCAAGAGAAUUUAUUAGUUAUGAUAUCCAAUAUAAUUCGGAUAUUACAUUUUGUCUACGAGAAUUUAAAUUUCUGUUAGGUUUAGCUGAUCUCGUUAAUUUACCUAUAACAAUACUUUUUGAUGCUCGUGGACGGCCGAUUAUAUUUUGUUUCGAUGCCGAAGAAUUUUAUUUCGACGGUAUAUUUGUAUUUGCGACGAUUGCAAAUCGAGAAGGUGAAACAGACCCAACAUUUUCAACAUCACACACAAGUGCAAAUGAUGUAUCAACAAUGGAUGAAGAUGAUCUAGUCUCUUAUCGACAAUAUACGAUCAAUACAGCUGGAAUGAAUCGGACUGGUAAAAAACGUCCGGCACCAGUUUCACCACCAAUGGAAGCAACGGUAAAUCAGUUCGACGAAGAAUUUGAUGAUUUCACAGCUACCAAUCCGAAACAAAGAAUCACGACAAACGCUGGAGACACAACCUACACUGUACUCAGCCAACAAUCACUUAUAGGGUUUCAACGAUCCGAAGAUAAUAUGGCUGACAUCACUGAUGACGAAGACGAAGAAAACUAA